Messenger RNA from Melospiza melodia melodia, 7698 nucleotides. RefSeq names its product F-box and leucine rich repeat protein 18 (gene FBXL18). The record is from RefSeq and is a predicted model, not a curated record. Gene Ontology annotation, biological process: SCF-dependent proteasomal ubiquitin-dependent protein catabolic process. The transcript is spliced from 5 exons. NCBI's taxonomy places the organism in Eukaryota, Metazoa, Chordata, Aves, Passeriformes, Passerellidae. Gene Ontology annotation, cellular component: SCF ubiquitin ligase complex. Gene Ontology annotation, molecular function: protein binding. The coding region runs from base 30 to 2165 and encodes 711 amino acids.
GGCUGCGGCAGGACCGUGCGGCCGCCGCCAUGUCGCGCUGCGGAGAGGAUGUCGUAAGUGAGGAGAGUGAAGAGGAAAGCAAUGGAGUCAACUUGAUGGAAUUCUCAGAUGAGAUCCUUCUGCACAUCCUCAGCUAUGUCCCUUGCACAGACCUGGUCCUCAAUGUCAGGAGAACCUGCAGGAAACUUGCAACACUUUGCCUUGACAAGAGUCUAACACAUACAGUGCUGCUUCAGAAGGACUAUAAGGUGAACAAAGACAAAGUGAAGCAGCUGAUGAGGGACAUUGGGAAGGAGAUCUACCAGCUGAACAUGGCCGGGUGCUACUGGCUGCCCAGCUCCACCAUUGACCACGUGACGCGGUGCAAGAACCUGGUGAAGCUGAACCUGUCGGGGUGCCACGUCACCUCGCUGCGCCUCUCCAAGAUGCUCUCCUCGCUGCAGCACCUGCGCUCCCUGGCCAUCGACGUGAACCCGGGCUUUGAUGCCAGCCAGCUGAGCAGUGAGUGCAAAGCCACCCUCAGUCGGGUCUCGGAGCUGAAGCAGACCCUCUACACACCCUCCUACGGCGUCGUGCCGUGCUGCACCAGCCUCGAGAAACUGCUGCUCUACUUUGAGAUCCUCGACCGCUCGCGGGAGGGGUUCAUGCUCUCUGGGCAGCUGAUGGUGGGCGAGAGCAACGUGCCCCAUUACCAGAACCUCCGCAUCUUCUACGCCAGGCUGGCUCCUGGCUACGUCAAUCAGGAGGUGGUGAGGCUGUACUUGGCAGUGCUGAGUGAUCGGACACCUGAGAACCUCCACGCCUUCCUCAUCUCUGCCCCCGGCAGCUUUGCAGAGACGGGAGCCACCAAAAACCUCCUGGACUCCAUGGCCCGAAAUGUUCGUCUGGAUGCUUUACAACUGCCCAAAGCCUGGAUCAACGGCUCCGGGCUCCUGCAACACUUGAAGUUCAACAACCCUUUCUACUUCAGCUUUAGCCGAUGCACCUUAUCUGGUGGGCACCUGAUCCAGAGGGUCAUUAAUGGCGGGAAGGAUCUUAAAAGCCUGACCAGUUUGAACCUCAGUGGCUGCGUUCACUGCCUGGCCCCGGAGUCCUUGUUUCGGAAAGCAGAAGAUGACAUCGACAGCAGCAUUUUGGAAAGCUUGGUAGUGUCUUGCUGCAACCUGAGACACCUGAACCUCUCUGCAGCUCAUCAUCACAGCUCUGAAAGCAUAGGGAACCACCUGUGCCAGCUCCUGUCCAGGCUAAAGCACCUGCUCUCGUUAGCACUACCAGUUUGCUCCAUCACAGAUGUUGGUGCAAGCGUGGAGAAGCCUCCCAGCACACCUAAUCUGGUGCCCCAAACAUUUGGAAGGAAAGUUCGGAUUGGGGUACAGACAUAUCCAAGGAACUUAGGGGACCAGACAAAUCAGAAGAUCGAGUCCUCAGUGUUUUGGGCUCUGAUGGGAAGCCUCAGAUUUUUGGAAACCUUGGAGAUAAUUGGGUCCAGUUUCUCCUCUGCCAUGCCCCGCAACGAGCCAGCGAUUCGGAACUCGCUGCCUCCCUGUGUCCGGGCACAGAGCGUGGGGGACUCAGAGGUGGCUGCCAUUAGCCAAUUGACUUACCUGCAGAGCCUCACCUUAGCACAGCUGCCAAAUAUCCUCACGGGCUCUGGGCUCGUCAACAUCGGGCUGCAGUGCCAGCACCUGCGGACUCUUUCCUUGGCCAACCUGGGCAUGAUGGGCAAGGUGGUCUAUAUGUCUGCUCUCAUGGACAUGCUGAAACACUGCAAGUGUUUGAGAGAUCUCAGGCUGGAACAGCCCUACUUCUGUGCGGGCGCGCAGUUCUUCCAGGCACUGAGUCACUGCUCCUCUCUCCAGCGCCUUUGCAUCGUCUCCCGGAGCGGGACUCUGCAGUCUGACGCAGUGAUGUCAUUCAUGGCCAGCUGCCUCGAGGUCAUCAUGUGCCACAUGUUCAUGGGAGAGUCUCUCACCGUUUGCAGGAACCUCCAGCAGUCCAUUGUCCGGAGUUUCCAGGCAGAGCGCCCUGCAUUAAACGUCGUCAUUUUCCCUCUGCUUCACGAGGACUUGACAGAGGUCAUCAGAGAUGUCCCCAUGAGGCACUUGGAUGAAAUUACCUUGUUUAAAAGCAGAGUGGCUGAGGAACCUCCCAAUUUGUGGUGGUGACUGCCACAGCAUGGAAAGGACAAGUCAGUGUGAACCCAUGGAGCAGCUUCUUGUUGGCCUGGAUUUCCCAUCCUUGACUCCUGGCCCCUCGCUGGAUGCUGUACAAUCACUUCAACCAGGUGCAAUUGCAAAAUAAAAAAAAGCUGGUUCUUUACAGUGGGGAAACAUCUAUUGGAUAUUGCUUGCAUCUGAAAAAAUCGUGUCUCAAAGGCUUGUGGAAUCUGAUGAGUGUUUCCUUGCGGUUGAUAUGAAUUGUUUUUGUUAUUUUACUGAAGUUAAAGGUAAGAGAAACUGACUUAACAAUGCUCUGUCCCCUGUGUCCCCUGGUGUCUGUCCCAAGGGCCCCUGUGUACGUUGGCAGUGUGCUUUGUGGUUUUGGUGGAAAUCAUUCUUUGCUUCAGUCUGUUUUUGGCAAAAUAGAGAGCCUAGGCCAGCUCAGAGGCACAAAAAUGUGUUGCUCAAUUGAAGUGCAUCACAUCUUUUCUAUGUUACAAAUAGGCAUUUGUAGUCACACAUGUGCAGUCACAGAUAUUUAAAGGUUUUUUUUUUUUUGACUGAGAAGUACCACAAGGACUCUUUAUUUUUUAAUAACAAAUUAAGGUCAUUAACACCUUGACCAUGGUAUGUUCCUGCUGGUGCUGUUUCCAUUGGUCUGGUGGAAGAAGUUCUCAGCUCUUUUGGAAAUCCUUGUCCUAGGGUAGAUGGUGCCUACAGUGAAUAAGUUGAGGCUCAGAUCUGAUUUAUAUGCAGUCUGUCUUGCAGUGUAGAUGGGAAUGUAGUGUUCCAGUUCUGUCCUUAUAUCCCAUGCCUUGAGCUCAUGCUAAUUUUAGAGAUGUUAUGAAGUAUUUUCACAGUGUGAUUUCAGUCAGCUUCUCUGCUCCACAGAACUUCCUCAGGCAUCAGUAGUGGUCUGGAUCACUUUCAUAUUGCCUUAUUUACUGAGCACUUUUAAAAGCAUCAGACAGCUGUACCAAAAGCCAAGUUACAAGUUCCUGGAGCUGCAAGUCUGGGUGGCAGAAUUUUCCUUGGUAGCAUACCAGGUCUGUCUUCUGCAAAGCAGCUGCUGACCAGAGCUGUCUGACUUCACCUAAAUCCCGAAUGUGUUGAGCUCUGCUCUUCUGGGGAGGCCCAGAGUCGUCCAAAGAUGAUGUGCCCAUCUCCUUGUCAGCAUUUCCUACCCAAGAUGCCCCCUCCCAAAUGCUCUUCUGCCCUCAGUGUUCAGAGGAAGCCUGGUUUGAUGGGACAGACUUGAGAGCAAAAUGCAUCUCCCAGCCUGGGAGGACUUUCUGUCCUUGCUUUCCAAUCAGCCACGUGUGAGCCUGCCUGGAAUUGUGUCCCACAGGUGUAAAUCUUGAGCCAGGCUGUGACGGCCCUUGUGCUCAGAGAGGUCACAGUGAGGAGCAGGUGAGUGUCAGGCUCUGCUAGCACAGGGCUGUGCCUUGCUCAGACCAGCCCUGCUGGUUUGCUGUCCUUCCCGAGGCUCUCAUCCUUCCCCUGAGAGGGCAGGGAGCCAGCUCAGCCUCUGGAGUGCAGCAGGAAUGUGAGGCCAGCUCCCCUGGGAGUGCUGCAGCUGAGCUGGGAGCACUCCUGAGUGCUGGAGGCUCUGCCUCAGCUGAGUGUGGGGAGCUGCUGCCCUGCUCCUGCCACUGCUUCCCCUCCCACUCUCCCCCCUGAGGCCUGAGGUUCUUUCUACCUCUUGUCACAUUACUCACCCGUUUGAAUCCCCUUCUCCCUCUCUUGAGCACAUCAGAUGUGCUUUUUGGCACGAGCCCGAGCUGCUGCUGUGUCCAGUUCAGGCCACUUCAGCUCUGCCUGGUUUUUGUCCGUGUUUCUUUCCUGGGAUGACCAGCAGGACUGGGCAGAGGGUGUUUGCAAGGCUGCUUUCUCCUCCUUGUUGGAAGCACUGGCAAAGUUGCCUUGUCCUGCCUGUGCCAGUGGCCUCAGGGCAGAGGGAAGGUGCAGGGUGUGGCAGGAGCUCUCUGGUGCCUUAGGGAACCUGUUCAGUCCUGUGUAGGAAUCCUGGUGUUUGGUUGAGUGGCCAUUCCCACCCUCAGCGGGAAUUUCCCUGCACAAACAGCUGUGGUGGCAUCAGCAGGAGCUGGGCAGUGCUCACCUCUCCUGUUCCUCUGGAAAAGCUGGGCUGGGGGACAGUGCUGUGCAGAACCAGCUGCUGCCUGAUUCUGGUGUGAAACCUUUGCUCUUGGGCUUGCAAUCACCUGGUGGAACGUGCUGUGCACUUGGCUUGGCACAUCCAUGUCCACCUGCCUGGUGUGCUGCUGCUGGAUGGGAGCAGCAGCCAGGGGUGUUUUAUAUGCUGUUAUUCUCUUGCCAGGGAUGUGAUGUUUGGGCAUCUGUAUUCAUGCAAGUGGGUCACAAGUCCUGAUGAUGCUGCCAGUUGUAAGCAGGGCUAGGAAAGGUCACCCACAGGUGAUAAAGGCAGCAUCCCAAACAGUAAUAAAGAGCUAAAAUCACCUUCCACCCCCAACUCCCCAACUCUGGGCCAGUGCUUGAUAUCUCUACUACAAAUCCUCUUAUGGAGAGUGAGAAUUUCCGCUGCUUUUGCACUCCAGGCAGGAUUCACCAGAUGUUAAUAAUGUGCUUAUUUUCUCUAAGUGCUAUUUUGGCAUCGGUGUUAAUUACAAUUUAUAUUCUGCAACAUUUACACUGGGAAAAGAACCCACCCUAAUGGUACCCAAUUGGCAGAGCUGGGCUAUUAAACACAGCUCCAUAUGUUGUGAGCAGAGCAGUGCAUGGGACUCAGAGCCCACUCAGCACUCAGGCAGGCAGCUGCAGAGGAAGAGAGGGGAGCAGAGAGAGGGGUGUUCUGCUCCUGGAUUUUAUUUAAUAUGAAAUCCCCCCUCCUUUUCUCUGUCCCCAUCUCUCCAGAAAUCUCCCUCCUGCUAUCUGGGAGCAUUUAAGGAGGUGAUCUCUGAGCCUGCUGAUGCUGCUGUCCAUAGUCUGAAACAAAUGAAUUCAAUUCUAGAAGGUGCCCUUCUCGCAGGGAGUGCCUCUGCAGGAUCCCAGUCCCUGCUGCCUUCCAAAGCAGACCUCCAAUCUUUGGGAACUGCAGCAGAAAUCUUUGCUCUGACAUCAUCUGAAAUCAUGCCCCAAAGAGUCCAUGGUUCUGUGGGAGAAGGAUGUUCUGGGACAGGUCUGUUCUUGUGUAAAACUCGAUGUAGAUUGCUGCUCUGCUCAUGUCCAAAGUCUUGUUUGGCUGGGAGGGUCUGGAGUGGCCCUGGUGUGGGGAAUUCAGAGGGGCUGAGUCGUCUGUGUUCCCGUGGGUUUCCUGGGAGCAUGGGUUAAAGGAUUGCUUCCUCAGCUGCUGGCAAAGCUGAUUUCAUGGUCUCUUUAGGAAAUGGCAGUGUGUGCACUGCCCUGUUAGGAGAAGGGGCUGUGUGGUGACAGUCUCUCCCUUCAGGAGAGCUCUGACUGUGGUCCCCGCUCUGUCAGGGAGGAUAAGAUGGGAGUGAGAGGAGGCAGGGCAGGAUGGAGUCACGGAUCUCCCUCUGGAAUCCAGACACACAUCCUGAGCUUGGCCUGUUGUGGGAGGGGAGGAGGCUCCCCAGGUGCUGAACCCUCCCCUCCAGGUGAGGUGUUGCUCACAGAGGGCAGACCUGGGGCUGGGGUGCACUGAGAGCAGCAGAGCCACAGCCCCCCUCACUGGGGUUUAGUUCUCAUCACUGCCUCCUCUGCAGGACCUGUCCCCUCACAGGGAUGUUCAGAGCUGUGGGACAGUGGGCAGGAGUGUGGGACUGUCCCUGUGAGGUGCUGGGUGCCUCCUUCCAGCAGUGCUGGUUUAGGAUGAAGCUGUAGAAAUUUGGGGCUUUCCCCCUGGUGGAGUGAAGCAGUGCAGAAGGGUUGUUUCACCUGUCUGAGGGGGAUGCAGUUCCCUCUUGGCUGGUCCCAGCAGAGUGUCCAAAGCUGGCAGAGCAGUGCAGGAGCUGUGCUGGGUGCUGCAGAGCCCAGUCUCCUUCCACUGCAGCUCUCCUGCCUCUUUGAGAUGCACAGGCAGCCAGGGUACUCCAGCAGGAGAAUCAUUUCCAUAGAAACCAAUUGGGAUGUUGUACAGGGAAUAAUGAUUAAUAGUGAAGGGAUGUUGCCUCAGGCACUUUUCAUUUUUUAGGGGGCAGUGAGGGACAAACUGGGGCACAGGUAGGGGGACAGGGAGACUUGAAAACUAAUGGAAACCAUCUCUUCCAUUAAUUUCCAGGGCAGCUUCCCCUCUUCUCCUCCUACCCAGCCCCCCACUGCUGCUCCCAGCUUUCGUCAAAUUUUCAAAAUGGCUAACCUGGUUAGAAAUAAUCAUAAUAAUAAAAAAGGAUGGAUGAGGUCUGACUACUAACAUUGUUGCUGUUAGCAGCAGGAUUUCAGCCAUAAAACAUGAAGCAAGGGAGGCAUUGACCUUUCCGCUGUUUGAAAUGAAUGGAGACAUCAAUAUCUAUUGUUUUGUGGCAUUGACCUCUGACGCUCUCAGCUCGCCCUCCCCUUUCUUUUUUUUUAAUUUCCCCCUGACACUGGAGGAAAGGGGUCAGUCUGUACCAUCUAUUGAUCCCCAUCUUACUUGGUGAUAGGGAAAUAAUUAGAAUUUUAAAGAUCCCUGCUGCACGCUGGUGAAAUACACACACAGAGGCACAGGCUAAGCCCCCGCUUGCCAUGUUGUGUUCUCCCCCCUUCCUUGCAGAGAUCCAAAGCUCUGAGAUCUGAAGGAAGGCAGAUCAAUAUAGGUUUAAUCAUGAUGGGGGUUUUAUUUCAGUUUUUUAAAUAGUAAAGUGUAACAUUUUAUGUUAAUGUUGUCGGAGCCUGGCUGCCUGGUGCCUUGUUUUAUUUAUUCUUUUAAGUAGCCCCUUCUUUUGUGAACUUCAUCUAUGUACAGAGAAUGUGAAAUCAGGCAUUGCUAAUUAGCUGUAUGACAAUUAAGUAAUGUAGCACAAAACCAUUAGGACACUGGAUUUGUUUUUGAAGUUUGUCCUUUGAAGUGGAAGCUGCAACUCCCUGCCCAAGGCUGCUGGGGAAAAUGUUUUUCUAUCAAAACUUUCUUUGAAAAUAAAAUGUCAGUGUAAGAGUCCCUAUUUCUGUCGUCUCUCCCUCUAAACAGCGGCUGGAAAUUGUUUCUCCUUGUAAAAACUGCUGGCAUUGAUGGAAAGGGGGAUUCAGGAAAGCAUUCAAUGGGCAGUUGGUCUCCAAACCCCCUCAAUUCUGGUAGAGAUAUGACCAAAAAUUCUUCUUUAGCUCCUUGAAAGGGAACGGUGCCACGCUAGGAGAGAAGACCCAGCACCCAACUCUGGAGAUGGCAAAGGGAGGUGGUGCUAAAACUGGGGGUCCAUCUCUGACCCCCCAGGUGCCACCAGGGUGGCAGCCUGGUCACAGACCCCUGCAGGCUCCUGGGCUCGGGCUCCUCCAUCGUGUGCUGGUUUGACACUUGUGUUUGCAUCUGGCCCUUUGUCCUCGUAGUGAGUCCAGUUCUGAAUGUGCAACUUUCAUGUACGCUGGUGGCAUGUAAAACUUCAAAUAAAGAGUGGAACAUUUGGAACCA